AUCAAAUAUUCGAUAUCACAUCUUUCAUCAUGAGUUCGGAUCUCCGUGCACUGCGUGCACAUCUGGCAGCUUAUCGACAUUUCCAUGAUCCACAAGUCAUCAGGAACUUAGCUCGUGAGAGAAAUUCUGAGACUCCCAUCGAGACUCCAGCAGAGACCCAAUCCGAGACUGCCACUGGCACUGCCACCGAGAUUUCAACUGAGACUUCAGCUGAUGCCAAAGCAAUUCAAGCCUACAAAUCCCUCCGCACCAUCGAAAACUGCUCCAAGAUUGUCAACACCCGCAUCCCACCCAGAAGCCUCAGCAAUCGCGGCCGCGAUCAGCUUGCCACCGCGCUGUUCUGCCUCUUCAGAGACGACAUCCCGAAUAUCUACUUCCCGAUCGUCUACCAGAAGCCGGACGAUACAUGCAAGCUCUCUUACGCGGCGGCAAUCGUGGUCGAGGAUGAUGGCACCAGGCGUGUCCUCCUCCGCGGAGCACCAAGCAUCACGCCCCCUCUAGAAGAAGGUCUUUACGAUGACAAGCGCUUUCAGGACCUCCUGAUGGAGGCACAACGUAAGACCGCUGUCGUGAUCGGUUGGCUUUAGUAUGGUGUGCUGAGUGCAUGUCGAUGAUGGUAUUAUUGGACCUGAGCAUGUCGAAACUAUACUGACCG
Pseudovirgaria hyperparasitica is the source of this 655-nucleotide messenger RNA. RefSeq lists its product as uncharacterized. The transcript is spliced from 2 exons. Lineage: Eukaryota; Fungi; Ascomycota; Dothideomycetes; Acrospermales; Acrospermaceae. The record is from RefSeq and is a predicted model, not a curated record. The coding region runs from base 30 to 587 and encodes 185 amino acids.